AUGGGUCCCUCCAGCGGCGAGAAAGUAGACGGCGACCAAGAUGUUGUUUAUACUCGCUCAAUUGAUGAGGGUGUCGGGUAUCAAGUGGGUCGAUGGCAGCACCUAAAGCAUUAUUUUACUAGUAGGCAAGGGUGGAUUGGCGAUUAUGUGAGUGACUUCUCUCGUAAGUGAACCAGUUAUUGUUCUUCGGCACACCUCUCUCUGUGUUUACAAAAUAGCUACAUUUUUAGAAAAGAUGGAAACUUGAGUCUCUCUUAUCUCUUCGACACCUCGAAUAAUCAUCUGAUUACUUCGGAUCAUUCUGUACAAUUCAUUGUAGAGUGGUUCAGGCGGCCGGGAGAGAUGACCGAACUCCUGCUAAAACACGUAAAUAAUAAAUAUAUACUGAUUUGAUACAGGAUUACCUUUAUCUAAUCACGCCAAAUAUAUGGCCACUAAAUAAGAAAUACAGAAACUACGAAGCUCCUUUCUAUGGCCUCAAUGAUGAAGUCCCAAUUCUACUCACAAUACUUCUCGGUCUACAACAUGCACUCACCAUGAUUGGGUCCAUUGUUUCUCCUCCACUCGCAAUAGCUGGUGGAGCAUUCAAUUUUGAUGCCCAGAUUACACAAUAUCUUGUUUCUGCGGCUUUUAUCACCACCGGAGUCGCUACUGCUUUACAAGUUACGCGCGUUCACAUUGCCAUAACACCAUUCUAUAUUGGUACCGGAUUGCUUUCUGUUGUGGGUCCAGCAUUCGACAUAUUACCAAUUGCAUUCAAUUACACCUCGAUGCGCUACGCCAAUGGAACCUGUCCAAAGGCAGACGAUGGAACGUAA
Messenger RNA from Hymenoscyphus albidus, 818 nucleotides. The record is from the annotation of a GenBank genome assembly. NCBI's taxonomy places the organism in Eukaryota, Fungi, Ascomycota, Leotiomycetes, Helotiales, Helotiaceae.